Colletotrichum fioriniae is the source of this 564-nucleotide messenger RNA. It is a transcript of the gene DCN1, whose product is annotated as Scaffold-type E3 ligase. The record is from RefSeq and is a predicted model, not a curated record. Lineage: Eukaryota; Fungi; Ascomycota; Sordariomycetes; Glomerellales; Glomerellaceae. Gene Ontology annotation, molecular function: ubiquitin conjugating enzyme binding; ubiquitin-like protein binding; cullin family protein binding. Gene Ontology annotation, biological process: protein neddylation. Gene Ontology annotation, cellular component: ubiquitin ligase complex.
AUGGCGUACCUCGGCGACUUGGGUGUCAACAUCGAGAAUGCCGAGCUGCUGGUCGUGAUGGAACUUCUUCAGGCACCUUCUGUUGGAGAGAUUACUAGAAAAGGCUUCGUCGAUGGCUGGAAGGCGUCUGGUGCUGCGACGCGUCAAGCGCACGUCUCUCACAUCAAGUCGCUGGUUAGCAGUCUUUCAACUGACCCUGCUUACUUCAGAAAGGUGUACCGGCACACCUUCGUUGCCAGCAAGGAGCCGACCCAGAAAGCACUCAACCUUGAGAUUGCUACAGUCUACUGGAACGUUCUCUUUUCGCCACCCGGUUGGGAGUGGAAGACGAAGAACCAGGACUGGCUGCAGCUGUGGUUGAAGUUCCUCGAAGAGAAGUGGACUAGAUCGGUUAACCGCGAUAUGUGGAACCAGAUUCUCGAAUUCGCGACCAAGUCCAUGGCAGAUGAGACAUUGUCUUUCUGGAACGAGGAUGGAGCAUGGCCCAGUGUGAUUGAUGACUUCGUGGCUUGGUGCAAAGAGAGAGGGAUUGGCAAGUCCGAGACAAUGGACUUGGACGCCUGA